This is a messenger RNA of Heterostelium album PN500, 897 nucleotides long. RefSeq names its product transcription initiation factor IIB. Gene Ontology annotation, cellular component: nucleus; transcription preinitiation complex. Lineage: Eukaryota; Evosea; Eumycetozoa; Acytosteliales; Acytosteliaceae. The transcript has 2 exons. Gene Ontology annotation, molecular function: RNA polymerase II general transcription initiation factor activity; TBP-class protein binding. Gene Ontology annotation, biological process: transcription initiation at RNA polymerase II promoter; transcription preinitiation complex assembly. The coding region runs from base 1 to 897 and encodes 298 amino acids. The record is from RefSeq and is a predicted model, not a curated record.
AUGGUUGACACAACUUUUCUUGCAUUUCCAACAUCAUUUGCUAAUUUGAAUACUGAAAUUUCUUUAUAUUUUUGUGAUAAUUGUAAAUCUGAAACACCUGAUAUCGUCGAAGAUUAUGCACGAGGUGACCUUAUCUGUAGAGAUUGUGGCUAUGUUGUCUCCGAUAGGAUCAUCGAUGAAGGUGCCGACUUUCGUAACUUUGCAGACUCUCUCGAUGACAAUAGUAGAGUUGGUUACACUGCUGACCCUCUGCUGAGAGUUGCCGACCUCACAACUACAAUCUCCUAUCAACCCUCUACAAGCUCUUCCUCAACUACGGGCAGCAAUCUAGCUCGCCAACAAUCGAAAAUAAAUACAUCACAAUCCAACAAGAAUCUAAUCUCUGGCUUCUCAGAGAUCGAAAGAAUCGCAGACCACUUUGCAGCUGCAUUCUACUAUGCCAGUCGACAGCAAGGAAUGACAAGAACCAUUGCAGAGAUCAUCAACGUCAUCAGAGUCUCAAAGAAAGAUAUCUCGAGAUGUAUGAAGAUAAUGAAAUCCAGACUGCCAUCGGAUGAAAUGACAACGAAAUCACUUACCACCGACGAUUUUGUUAGUAGAUUCUGUAACAAUCUCGGGCUCUCUAAAGAUAUAGUCAAAUACUCGACAUUCAUUACAAACAAACUGGCCGAACUGCAAGUCAUGGACGGUAGGAAUCCAUUGUCUUGUGCAGCUGCCAGUAUUUACUUUUCUACCAAACUCUACGGAAUAAAAACAACCCUCAAAAUGGUUUCAGAUAUAAGUGGUAUUACAUCAGUGACCAUAUCAAACAACUAUAGAGAGAUGUUAAAAUUUAAACAAUCUCUACUAGCACCGAAUUGCCAAAAUCUAAAGAGUAAAUUGGAAAUGUUAAAUUAA